GGCCCCGCCCCCGAGAGAGAACCGGCCCCGCCUCCCCGGCCCGGGCCCCGCCUCCUUGGCAAGCUGAGGGACGCUUUCACCGUAGCAACCAGCACUGCGCCCACCAUGGCUGAAGAAGAGGAAACUGCUGCUCCCGCGGAGAAAGUUCUCCGGAUUCAGAGGGUGUUUAUAAACCUGCUGGACUCCUACAGCAGCGGAAACAUCGGAAAGUUUCUAUCUAACUGUGUAGUUGGGGCUUCACUUGAAGAAAUUACAGAGGAGGAGGAAGAGGAAGAUGAAAAUAAGUCAGCUAUGCGGGAAGCUUCCACAACCAAAGUGAAGGAAGGCACAUUCCAGGUUGUGGGCACGCUGUCCAGGCCGGACAGCCCACAGCCCAACUUUGCGGUGGAGACAUACUCAGCCAUCUCCCGAGAAGACCUUCUCCUGCGCCUGCUGGAGUGUGAUGUUAUUAUUUAUAACAUUACUGAGAGCCCACAGCAAGUGGAGGAAGCCAUCUGGGCUGUCUCUGCUCUGAAUGAAGAAGUCAGCCACUUUGAAAAGCAGAAGGUAUUUAUUUUACUGUCCACAGUGUUGACCUGGGCAAAAUCCAAAUCCCUGGACCCCGAGGAUUCUGAGGUUCCAUUCACUGAAGAAGAUUAUCGAAGAAGAAAAGCUCAUCCUAAUUUUCUGGACCACAUAAAUGCUGAAAAAAUGGUUCUCAAAUUUGGAAAAAAGUCCAGAAAAUUUUCAACUUACGUAGUUGCUGCUGGACUCCAGUAUGGAGCGGAAGGAGGCAUCUUACACACAUUUUUUAAGAUGGCUUGGUUGGGCGAGAUUCCUGCAUUACCAGUUUUUGGCGACGGAACAAAUGUAAUUCCAGCAAUCCAUGUUCUUGAUCUAGCAGGAGUGAUCCAAAACGUCAUAGAUCACGCGCCAAAGCCUCGCUACCUGGUUGCUGUGGAUGAGUCUGUUCAUACCCUGGAAGACUUAGUCAAGUGUAUCAGUAAAAAUACUGGCCCUGGGAAAAUCCAGAAAAUACCCAGAGAAAAUGCAUACCUAACCAAGGACUUAACGCAAGAUUGUCUCGACCAUUUACUGGUCAACUUAAGAAUGGAAGCGCUCUUUGUGAAGGAGAAUUUUAAUAUUCGAUGGGCCGCCCAAACAGGAUUUGUGGAAAACAUCAACAAUAUCCUCAAGGAGUACAAACAAAGCAGAGGACUAAUGCCAAUCAAGAUCUGCAUUCUCGGUCCCCCCGCCGUGGGAAAAUCCAGCAUUGCUGAAGAAUUGUCCAAGUACUACAAACUGCAUCACAUCCAACUGAAGGAUGUCAUCUCCGAAGCCAUAGCAAAACUGGAGGCGAUUGUUGCACCUAAGGAUGUAGGGGAUGUAGGGGAAGGAGAAGAAGAAGGCGAAGAGGAAGAGGAAGAGGAGAAUGUGGAAGAUGCACAGGAGCUCCUAGAUGGCAUCAAGGAGAGCAUGGAGCAGAAUGCAGGUGAACUAGAUGAUCAAUAUAUAAUUCGCUUCAUGAAAGAAAAGCUAAAAUCAAUGCCUUGCAGGAAUCAAGGUUACAUCUUGGAUGGAUUCCCAAAGACCUAUGAUCAAGCAAAAGACCUGUUCAAUCAAGAAGAUGAGGAGGAAGAAGAUGAAGUCAGAGGCAGAAUGUUUCCCUUUGAUAAAGUAAUUAUACCUGAAUUCGUUUGUGCACUGGAUGCUUCAGAUGAGUUUCUGAAGGAGCGUGUGAUAAACCUUCCCGAGAGCAUCGUAGCGGGGACCCACUACAGCCAAGACCGAUUCCUCCGGGCUCUGAGCAACUACCGGGACAUCAAUCUCGAAGAUGAGACAGUCUUAAACUAUUUUGAUGAAAUUGAAAUUCACCCGAUACAUAUUGAUGUAGGAAAACUUGAGGACGCUCAGAAUAGACUUGCUAUCAAACAGCUCAUCAAAGAGAUUGGGGAGCCUCAAAAUUAUGGUUUAACAGACGAAGAAAAGGCAGAAAAGGAGUGGAAGGCUGCGGAGGAGCGCCUGGCCAGGGAGGCUGCUGAGGAAGCAGAACGAGAGCACAAGGAGGCCGUGGAGACUGCAGAGAAGAUAGCUCGCUGGGAGGAGUGGAAUAAACGACUAGAGGAGGUGAAAAGAGAAGAAAGAGAAUUACUGGAGGCUCAAUCAAUUCCCUUGAGAAACUAUUUAAUGACCUACGUGAUGCCAACUCUUAUUCAGGGCCUGAAUGAAUGUUGUAACGUUCGACCCGAAGACCCCAUUGAUUAUCUGGCAGAAUAUCUCUUCAAGAACAAUCCUGAAGCGCAGUGAAACUUUAAAGAUCUUUUUACAGAACCACAGAUCACUUAUUGUACUUUGAAAAACUGCUUUGAAAAAUGCUUUUCCAGUUCUUGGAAAAUUCUUUUUUUUUUUUAAUAGGCAAAUGUUCUAUAAACUAGAAUUACUAAAAAGAUGUAUGGUAUGAAUGACUACAUCAAUAAAAUUGUAUUUGAAAUGUAAAUCGAUGAAGACAUCUGUGCAUAGCUCAUGAGACAAAUACUGAUUUAAUAUUUUAUUCUUUAGUCAGAUCUAAAUAUACUGCUUCUGUACACUAAUGUUUAUAGUUAUUUAAUUUACAGCAUGAAGAAAAUCAGACUACAUAUUGUAGACUAUGUAUUAUUCUAACAUGUAGGCUAAUUUACAUGACUUGUUAUGGUCCCAAUAACAAUGGUAUUAGAAAUGGAAAUAAAUUUGAAUGGUUUAUGUCUUGUUGAGUCACAGUAAAUCAGACAAGACUGGUGUCUGUAAGGUUGUUGUUUUUUGUUUGUUUGUUUUUUGAUGAAGCAAUGGUUAGGGAAAGGUUGCUCUGUGUUCAGGGUCAGAAUCCCAGGCAAUGAGUCAGAGAGAACUGUAAACCUUUAGGUGGAGAAAGUCACAUAACAGGAUCAUUCCAAUCUUUGUGAUAAAUAAGAAGUUACUAAAUAUUUUCAACACACUUUAUAACAUAGGCCUAAGUUAUCAAUCCGAUGGUCUUUUCCAGUUCUAAAAAUCCCGUAAGAGUCCUAGAAUUACCUUAAAUGAGAAAUUAGUUUAGGUUUAUUUUAAUGGCAUACUUAUUUUAUCCCUUUAAAUAAUGUAACCCAAUAUAACUGCCCUAUUUUAUAUUUGUGGUGAAAUACAUGUAACAUAAAAUUCACCACUAUAACCGUUUUAAAGUGUGUAAUUCAGUGGCACUAAGUCCAUUCACAAUGAUCUACAGCCACCUCUACCAUCUAGUUCAGCGCUUUCUCAUUACCCCACAUGGAAGCCCAGCAUCUAUUAGGCAGUCACACUCCAUUAUUCCCUCCCCCCAGUUCCAGGCAACCACGAAUCUGCUUUCUGUCUCUAUGAAUUUACCUAUUAUAAAUAAAACCAUACAAUGGAUGG
Molecule: messenger RNA, 3381 nt
Organism: Sapajus apella (tufted capuchin)
Lineage: Eukaryota; Metazoa; Chordata; Mammalia; Primates; Cebidae
Gene: AK7
Product: adenylate kinase 7
Exons: 18
Coding region: 106-2286 (726 amino acids)
Biological process (GO): nucleobase-containing compound metabolic process
Cellular component (GO): cytoplasm
Molecular function (GO): AMP kinase activity; ATP binding
Source: RefSeq, a predicted model, not a curated record